AUCUGACGUUUAACUGCAUAUGUAAACAAACAAAGAUUAAUAAAUAAAACACCCAUUUUCCUUGUUAUUUCUUUUAUUGGGGGCUGAAUUUGCUUUAUAGGGGCCUCACCAUGUCUAGCGCCCUUAUCACCUCAAACUGGUUCCUUCUGGGGCGAGACCUGUACUACAGGAAAUUUGAGAUUUACUCAAUGGAAUGGAGCCACGAAAUCAAACUGGAAAACUUCAUAGUGGCAUCUGGAUCCUAUGCAGGUCCACUGGCCAUCAGAAGGGACGACCGAAAAAUUUUAAAAGCCAAAGGACCUGGCCAGCCAGUGAUUUCCAUAUUUUCCGGGUCUGGAAAGGCCCUAACAUCCUUCAAGUGGACCCAUCGACCAAUAGUCCACAUGGGCUGGUCAAACGACGAAAAACUCAUAUGCAUCCAGAACGACGGGAAUGUUACUGUAUUCGACAUGUUUGGAAAGUUGUUCCAUAAGUUUAACAUAUUCCAGAGGGCCCAUGAUGCAAAAAUUGUUGACGCGAAGAUUUUUACCAAUACCAAGAACGUUACUGGGAUUGCUGUCAUGACUUCUAACUUUAAUGUCUUCGUGGUGAAUAGCAUGAAGGAUAUUAAGACUAGACAGUUGAGCAGUGCUCCUAAAUCCACCUCAGAUCCUAACUGCUGGGCAGUGGUAUCAGAAGAGCCUUUCACAGAAGUCUUAUUCUCAAGAGACAGUGAACUUUACAGGUUAAAACAGGACGAACAUCUCACAAGCACCAUGCUACAGCCAGACAUUUCGGCCAGAUACACGGCCAUUCUAGAGAUGGCUGUAUCUCUUAACGCGCGAUAUUUAUGUUUCUUUACGGAUUCCGGCCAUUUGUGGCUGGGAUCUACGGAUUUGAGGCAUAAAUAUUGCGAAAUUGAUACUAACACCAUUCAUAGGCCUAAGCAACUUGUUUGGUGUGGAAAUGAAAUGGUGAUAGUUUACUGGGAAACCGACAACACCAUAAUGGUAGUGGGUAAAAACGGGCAAACGAACACCUACACCAGCGAAACGGCAGUGCAUUUAGUUCCGGAAAUCGACGGGGUGCGCAUAAUCUCUAACUCGCAGCACAAAAUCUUUAAAAUCAACAGCACCGAACCCGGAAGUUUCUUAUUGGCCGCUUCCAAGCAGUUCCAGAAAGGUAGUCACAAGGCAAACGAGUAUUUGUCCCUUGUAAAAGACAUUGGGGAGGCGGUGAACCAGUGUUUGGACGCCGUGGGGUACGAGUUUGAUCCGGAGGUACAAAAAAUGCUCAUCAGAGCUGCACAGUUUGGAAAAUGCUUCGUACCGGGGUACAACUCGGAGAAAUACGUUCGCAUGUGUCGCCUGCUUCGCGUAUUGAAUGCCAUAAGAGAUCCCAAGUGUGGAAUUCCUCUUACGAUAGAACAAUUAAAAUACAUGAAAACCAAAGAGACCAUGGAUGACAAUGAGUCCCUGAAGCACCUACUGGACCGUCUUAUCGUAAGGAACAUGUACUACUUGGCCCUACAGGUGGCCAAAUACCUGAGACUUCCAGAGAAUAUCGGAACCAGUUACAUCCUGGUGCACUGGGCCAAGUAUAAAGUGGGUCAGCACCACGCUGAAGAGGAACUGGUGGCCCGGGAAAUCGCCGAAAAAUUGGGCUACUCCUCCGGGGUGUCUUAUCGGGAAAUUGCCGAGAAAGCUUCCGAAUAUGGGAAGGACAGAUUGGCCAUUAAGCUCCUGGAUUACGAGCCGAAGGCAAGCGAACAGGUGGAGCUACUACUGAAACUGCACGAAAACAAAUCCGCUUUACAUAAAGCCAUCGAAAGUGGCGAUACCGAUUUGGUUUACAUGGUGAUCUUGAAGCUGAUCAAGAAAAUGCCUUUGGGAGACUUCAAGAUGAUCAUCAGGAAUUUCCCGGUGGCCCAGGCCUUGUACAUAAAAUACUGCAAAGAGCACAACAAGUCCGCCUUAACGGAGAUUUACAUCCAAGAGGACGACUUUGCCUCCCAAGCGGAGCUCACUUUAGAAGAGUUCCUUGACGAUAACAAGUCCCACCUGAGAGAAUCAUUGCUGACCAGCGCCAUCGAGGCCUACAAAAAAGGCAGGAAGGACUUCUACGUCUCUAUGUGCGAGGAAACCUUAAAACUCCUCAAGUUCCAAAGGGAAAUGGACGAGAAAUUAAAAUUAGAGCCUGAACUGUUGGGCCAGUCUGUCCAUGACACCUGCAAGAGUUUAUUGGGUGCCAAACAGUGGAAAGUCGCCGAGAAGUUUAAGAACGAUUUCAAAAUCCCCGAUAAGAGGUACUGGUGGCUGAAAAUCAAUGCCCUAGCGAACCACAGGGAAUGGAUCGAACUGGAUAAAUUCUCCAAAAUGAAAAAGUCCCCCGUAGGGUACCAUCCCUUCGUGGAAGCGUGCCUGGCAAACGAAAACCGAGAGGAAGCGCUAAAGUAUUUGCCCAAAGUGUCUGAGGAGGUCAAAGUGAAGUACUGCCUCAAGUUGGGAUGUUAUGAGGAGGCGGCAGAAACAGCCUUUCAACAGAGGGAUGUACAGAGUUUGGCCAGUAUGCAGUUCAGGUUCUCGGAUAGGCCGGACCUUUUGCAGAAAGUGUCCAUGAUGAUUAGCCAGUUGCAGUAUAAGAAAUGAUUAGUGUUAUAAGUUUACUUUUUUAUGUAAUAUUUGCUUUAUUUGAAUAUAUUAGUGAGAGGUU
Molecule: messenger RNA, 2691 nt
Organism: Anthonomus grandis grandis
Lineage: Eukaryota; Metazoa; Arthropoda; Insecta; Coleoptera; Curculionidae
Gene: Vps16A
Product: vacuolar protein sorting-associated protein 16 homolog
Exons: 12
Coding region: 111-2627 (838 amino acids)
Biological process (GO): vacuole fusion, non-autophagic; endosomal transport; intracellular protein transport
Cellular component (GO): HOPS complex; cytoplasm; endosome
Molecular function (GO): actin binding
Source: RefSeq, a predicted model, not a curated record